Beta vulgaris subsp. vulgaris (sugar beet) is the source of this 387-nucleotide messenger RNA. RefSeq lists its product as uncharacterized. Gene Ontology annotation, molecular function: nucleic acid binding. The record is from RefSeq and is a predicted model, not a curated record. The transcript has a single exon. Bases 1 to 387 code for a protein of 128 amino acids. Lineage: Eukaryota; Viridiplantae; Streptophyta; Magnoliopsida; Caryophyllales; Amaranthaceae.
AUGGGUCUCUCUUACGACCCCCAAUCAAGUGGUCAAGCUGAGAUAUCUAAUAGAGAAGUCAAGCUUAUUUUGGAUAAAACGGUGAACCAAUGUCGCAAGGAUUGGUCAUCCAAGUUAAAUGGUGCAUUGUGGGCCUACCGCACAGCCUACAAAACCCCUAUUGGCAUGACGCCAUACAAGCUUGUAUAUGGAAAAUCAUGUCAUUUUCUCGUGGAGUUGGAGCAUAAAGCUUAUUGGACCAUUAACACUUUAAAUUUUUAUCUUCAAGCUUCAAAUGAAAGAAGGAUGCUUAAAAUUCAUGAGCUUGAAGAGCUAGGAGAUAUGCUUAGGAGAAUACCAGGAUUUAAAAAGAGAGAACAAAGGCUUGACAUGAUGAACGAAUCAUAA